GAAGGUUUUAAUAAAUUCUAUUUGGGCCGCGCUAGUUUUUUCAAUUAGUUUAACCGUUUCGGUUUAGUGUGUGUUGAAUGAUCUUUGGUUUAUUUGUGCGUCGCGUUUUCGUUCAAACAUUUUCAAGUAAACGCAAUGUAAACUUGACCGGUCUUUCGAAAAACUGUGACUAAUUAAUAUGAAGUGAGGUGGUGAGCUAUUUUCAAAUUAUGAGCGCCUACAGAAACUACGUGCCUUGGAACAAAUCGCCGAAUUCCUCCACGAGUUUUACUAGCAAAAAAGAAGCUACAAAAUAUGAUUCGAGCUUUGGCAAGAAGAAAGAUGAAGAAAAGAGUGCGAGUGCUAGGAUUGCUUCGAAAUAUGGCGCCUAUGGCUCAGGCUACCAGCGAGACAGCAGUGCUUCAGGAAGCAGCUACUCGAGUCGGCUUAAGCCGACCCUGGAAAAGAAAGAUACGAACCACCCUCCUGUCUCUUAUAGGGCUUUAGCCCGGACAACGCCCCGAUCACGUGACCCUAGCCCUGACAAAAGUUCAUCUUCUUCGAGCUAUAACUAUAAUCGGCUUUACCCCACUAGGCCCUAUACCAGGUCCGUGAGCCGGGAAUUGGACACUUCCACCACUAUACCGAAAUAUUCCGGAAGAUCUUCUCUAAGUAAAGAUGAUGUAACAAGUCGGCGUUCUUCCGUAAGCCGGGAAGAUAUACCAAAAUACACUGGACGUUCUUCAAUCGUUAAAGAUGAAAUUGUACCAAAAUAUGGCGGGAGGUCUUCAAUUAGUAAAGAAGAUCUUGUCCCAAAAUACACAGGACGGUCUUCGCUCACUAAAGAUGACUUGUCAAGGUAUAAACCAUCAAGUCGGGCCACUUCCCGGGAAGAUUUAUCUUCAGGAUCUCAGAAAUAUAUCACAAGUCGUUUUCUUCCGAAGAAUUCAGUUGAGAAGAGUUACACUGCUUACACUAGGCCGUCUGCGAUCCGAUCUCAUGAAACCAUCCGGAAAAAUCGGGAGUUACUCAAUGUCUUGCAUGCCCAACAAGAACAAAGUCGGCCUACAAGUCGCUGUUCUUCAAUCACACCUGAUGAUUAUGGUGUCAAAACCCCCCCACCUCUSCCCGAAGAAACAGAAACUGUCUCAACCGUAACUAGAGCUACUUCUCCUACUCCCACCACCACCAACAUUKCUCGCUCUCGACGAAACGAAAUAGCCAAAACUGUAGAAAAACAAAUAACUCGAGUCAAAAACCGGCCAAAAACCGAUAAAGAAGUCCAAUCAGAUCGCCUGGAUGACACUAGCAAAAACUCAAGGUUUUUAGRAGCGUCGCGUAUGGUAGCGGCUCCUUGGAGUUCGUUUCUUGAUAUGAAAUUUUCAAGUCCCAAUGAUAAGAAAAAAGGGGAUCGAAGUCCGAAAAGUGUUUCAAGGACUAGUUCGAACAAGAGUUUGGAGAAGAAAUCACCCCCAAAGAAAGUUUCCCCAACCAAGCAACUCCUCCCACCACAAAUCCCCAAAAGUGACACGAAAUCGUUACAUUCCAUUAGUACUGCUAAUAAGGAUUUCAGAAAGUCGGUGCUGAAUAUGAACCCUGAAGGGGGGAAGAAGAAAGUUGGGAGGAGGAGUAACUCGGCGAGUUCUGCCGAAUCUGAGCCGGAAGUCCAGGCUUCGGAAGCGACUGAUGUGUCAGAGAACUUGACAAGUUGUCCGUCUUAUCACCAAAGUAACUCUUCGAGUUCCAAGUUACCCCAAAGGAUUGAUAAAGGGUCUCAAAGGAGUCGAAGAUCGCCGAGUUCUGAUGGUAGUACCUCAUCUUCGUCUGCUAGUGAAGAGGAGAAGAAAAACGAUUUAAAGGUUACGUCUUCAAGGACUUCAAUGGCGGUGUCUUCAGCUGAUGAGUCCCCAAAACCGCCACCAAGCCCAAGACUCAAGUCGGAAGCUGAAGCCAAGUCGUUUUUAAUGAGGGCUUUGGCCCCAGUUACGAGUCUUUUCAAGACAAAAUAUCAAGGGUCUAGUGACAAAAUCAAUUGGAUGGACUCAACCCCCAGCGACAGCCCUCCGAGCACGCCAAAAACUGACCAAAAACCCGCGAAAAACUUCAAAAGGAUCGAAUCUGGUGAACGUGCUUGGUGGUUAGACGACACCACGGCUUCCUCCUCCCUUCCCCGAGACUCCGAAAAGAGUCAAACUAAACCCAAACCUUUUUUGCGCAAUGUCGAAUCCGGGGAAAUCCCUUGGUGGCUCGACAAAAACGCUGAGGUUCCUGAGGGAGUCCAAACGUAUCCUGAGGAGUCCUCUCAGAAAAUCUUCCGGUUGGGUAGUACCGAUACUGAGCCUAGUAGCAACAUAAUGGAUGCGGAGUACCAAGAGCGUCACAAAAUCAGACAUAUCGACUCAGGAGAGCGUUCAUGGUGGCUCAGUAGCGCUGAGAACAUUCCCGAAAUGGUCCAAGCUCAGGAGAAGAGCGAGAAACCGAAGUACGCGAUCAGACAUCAGGAGUCGGGGGAGAAAGCUUGGUGGUUGCAGUCGAAUUCACACUCACAUGAGCAGGAGUUUGAUCAGACUCAGGCCCCUUUAGGAGAUAGGGCAAGUCCUGAGGGGUUGGAGAUGCCAAAGGAGGAUGAGGGGAGACUGAGCCCGUAUGAUAAUGUGCCAGUGAGGGAAAAGGGAAGGAAAAAAGCGAAUUUGUUUAUCUCAAAACAUAGGAAUAUUGAUGAAAUUUUGGGGGGGUGUGGACCAAUGUGGAUUUUUGAUUAUCAGAGAGAAGAAAAGGAGGAGAAGUGUAUGGAAGUGGAUGCCAAGGAGGUUAGGAUUCAUGACAGUACGGCCCAGAGGGGGGUUAUACAGCCCACUAGGAUUGACAACAUCGGUGGUUUCCCGAAGACUUUUUCGCCGUACGGAAAGUUGGAUGAUGCGGCACUUCAGUUGUACAAAGAUGGGGAUUAUGGAUCUUACCUUGACCUCGAAGCUUCUAUCAGUGAACAACAAGAAGAGUUUGAGGGUUUUCAAUCAAAUAAGAAGAAUUCGAUCGUUUUAAGGACACAACUGUCGGUUAGAGUGCACACGAUUAUAGAAAAAUUGCUAACUUCCGAAGGUCGCGAACUGCGUCGGGCACUUUUCUCCCUCAAACAGAUCUUCCAAGAAGACAAAGAUCUCGUCCACGAGUUUGUACAAAACGAUGGAUUAUCAUGUCUCAUCAAAGUCGGUUCAGAAGCCGACCAAAACUACCAAAACUACAUUUUGAGGGCAUUGGGACAAGUGAUGUUGUAUGUGGAUGGAAUGAACGGGGUGAUGGAACACAACCAAACCAUCCAAUGGUUGUAUAGUCUCAUUUCGUCCAAGUUUCGACUUGUGGUGAAAACCGCUUUGAAGCUACUUUUGGUUUUUGUUGAGUAUACGGAAUCGAAUUGUAUGCUCCUCAUCAAAGCGAUACAAACGGUUGAUUUUGCACAAGGAGUCUUGCCUUGGCACAACAUCAUGAAACUUCUCAAAGAUUUCGAUUCUGCCGACACUGAACUCUUGAUCUAUGCUACAACUUUGAUCAAUAAAGUCCUCAAUGGAGUGCCUGACCAAGACACUUACUACGACCAAACUGACUCUCUUGAAGAACAAGAAAUCGAAAGAAUCAUCCAAAGAUACAUGUCCAAACCGGGUACCGAUCUCGACUUACUCCAACAAUUCCAAAUUUACGAAGCCGUUCUUCAAUAUGAAGACGGCGAAGAAGGGGGAACCCCAAUCCGACAUUUGGACGAAAGCAUCCGAAAAACCCUCCGCAACCGCAAAUCAGUUUCGGAAGCAAACGAAAGAAGAAAGAGUCGAAGACACUCCACGGGAACCUCCCCACACCCUCACCCUCUCCUAACCCGCAACAACAACAGGUCCCUCCAAAUCAACGUGGAAGAUGACGAAUCUUCAAGCUCCCAGUCUUCAGAAAUCAACAAUUCGCAGCUGAACGGAUGCUACAAGGAUAGUAAUAAAGCGACUGACGCUGGCGUCACUCCCGCUUUGAGGAGGAGAAGGGAACGGGCGGAAAGACAGAGGAGUUUYAUGAGGGAGCAACAGGAGACUGUGGAGUUGCUGAGGGCCGCCUCCCAGAAUGAAGAAGAUGAGAAUGAGAACAAUUUGGGAAACUAUACCAACGCCCUUCAGCAGCGAAUCACCAACCGCAAGGACAUCACCCCUCUAAUGAACGCCGUCAACAAGCUCGACUCUGAAGAGAACCUCACUAAACAACCCUGGAUCCUCUACGACGACUCGCAACCGCCAAUUGACGAAAAYACCGAAAAUGCGAACGAAAACGAGCGAAAUGUUCUCCUGCAAUUGAAACGGGAGAAUACAGUCAAAGACCUGACCCAAAAACUGGCCAAUCAGAACAUCCUCCACAGUCCYUCGGACGAAAAYAAACCGAACCGAAUCGGCGAUAUGACAGGUCUCAUCUCYAAAGCCAAAGAAGGCUUAGCCAAGUCCAAAUCCAAAGCUGACGUCCUCAAAAGUCCAACAUCUGAAUCCCCUCCAAAACUCGAAGUUAAGAAGUCCGAAAAUGAGCUCAGAUGGGAGGARUUAGUUGCGAAUUUGGACCGGCCGUUGAAYCUGUGUGAUAUGGAYUUUACGGACUUGGGGAGCGAUGACGAGGCUGAUGUUUUGGCCCCAGCURCUGUGUUCAAUGGUAUUCCGCCACCUCCUCCUCCUUUGAAGGAGAACGGAGCGCCGCCACCUCCCCCUUUAUCAAAUAAAGGGCCUCCCCCUGUUCCAAAUCCUCCAGUUUUUGGAGUAACUCUCCCUCGUAUGUCCAAACAAUCCGAAACCAAAAUACCAAUCAARAAGAACAAGAAAACGGUMAAACUUUUCUGGAAGGAAGUCCGAGAGGAGCCGAUUUGUACUGUUAAACUCAAGACUGGAUUUAUUUGGGACGAACUGCAACCAGUUUCUGUCGAUACCCAAAAACUGGAACAUUUAUUCGAGUCGAGGGCCAAGGACUUGAUUACCAAGAAACAACAAGAGAUGAAUAAAAAUAAAGAAAUUAUCGUCCUGGACCCCAAACGUUCCAACGCCAUCAACAUCGGAAUGACCAAGUUACCCCCACCRCGWUCCAUCAARACCGCCAUYUUGAAAAUGGACGCCACYAUAAUGAACCGCGAAGGUAUCGAAAAAUUGCUCACAAUGCUGCCGACUGAAGAGGAAAGGUCGAAAAUACAAGAAGCUCAAGCUGCCAAUCCUGAUCUUCCCCUUGGGAGUGCGGAACAGUUCCUUUUAACUUUAGCAUCAAUCUCCGAAUUGCCGGCAAGACUAAAAUUGUGGGCUUUCAAACUUGAUUUCGAAAAUUCCGAACGGGAAAUUGCCGAACCCUUGAUGGAUUUGAAGCAAGGGUUUGAAGUUUUGCGAGUGAACAAGACAUUUAGGGGAAUUUUGAGUACCCUUCUCUCCAUUGGGAAUUUUUUGAACGGGAAUGAAGUAAAAGGGUUCCAAAUUGAUUAUCUUGCCAAAGUACCUGAAGUCAAAGAUACGGUUCACAAGCACUCUUUAUUGCACCAUCUUUGCCAUAUUGUGAUGGAGAAGUUUCCUGACGCGACUGACUUGUAUUCAGAGAUUGGUGCAAUUACACGAGCUUCGAAAAUCGACUUCGACGAACUCGCGUUGAACAUUCAAAGACUUGAGGCCGAUUGCAAAGCCUCCUGGGACCAUUUGAAACUCAUAGCCAAACAUGACGGCUCCACCAUGAUGAAAGUCAAAAUGUCCGACUUUUUAGCCGAUUGUGCCGAAAGAAUUAUUCUUGUUGGAAUCAUACACAGGAGGGUUAUGAACAGAUUUCAUAAAUUUUUACUAUGGUUAGGAAUCCCUCUACACCAAUUGUCUGACACCAAACCCAAUGAAUUCUGUAGAAUCGUUUCCGAAUUUGCCUUAGAAUAUCGAACGACAAGGGAGCGAGUUUUGCAACAGUUGGAAAAGAAAGCCAAUCAUCGGGAACGGAACAAAACGAGAGGGAAAAUGAUCACGGAUGUGAGUAUUCCUAGCCGAGGUGUAUACAUUAUUUUCAUUUCAUUCACUAUUUUGUCUUGACUUACACCAAUCUAA
Tribolium madens (black flour beetle) is the source of this 6056-nucleotide messenger RNA. It is a transcript of the gene Fhos, whose product is annotated as FH1/FH2 domain-containing protein 3. Gene Ontology annotation, molecular function: actin filament binding. NCBI's taxonomy places the organism in Eukaryota, Metazoa, Arthropoda, Insecta, Coleoptera, Tenebrionidae. The record is from RefSeq and is a predicted model, not a curated record. The coding region runs from base 210 to 6041 and encodes 1943 amino acids. Gene Ontology annotation, cellular component: cytoplasm; cytoskeleton. The transcript has 14 exons. Gene Ontology annotation, biological process: actin filament network formation; cortical actin cytoskeleton organization.